Anas platyrhynchos (mallard) is the source of this 3673-nucleotide messenger RNA. Its product is annotated as adrenodoxin. The record is from RefSeq and is a predicted model, not a curated record. Gene Ontology annotation, molecular function: 2 iron, 2 sulfur cluster binding; electron transfer activity. NCBI's taxonomy places the organism in Eukaryota, Metazoa, Chordata, Aves, Anseriformes, Anatidae. Gene Ontology annotation, cellular component: mitochondrion. Gene Ontology annotation, biological process: P450-containing electron transport chain.
CAGUGGUUGCUUCUCAUGACUGUCCUGCAAACCAUAUUUAUAACUCUUAAUCUAGCUGGCCUUGCAACAAAAGACAGCCCAGGAGACACGAAGCAACACCCAAGUAGCAUGAUAGCUCAAGGCAUCUUGGGGUUCAUGCGACCCCUGUGCAGUGGACUGAAUGUGAGCAAAACUCGCUUUAUUUUUCUCUGUGGGAUGACAGAACAGAAUUGUAUGCCAGCAAAGCAGGUGUCAAGAAGGGGUUUCAGCUCAACAUGCAAGCUCCAGGGUGCCCCCAGGGAGUCAAGCUCUGCAGACCAGGUGACAGUGCAUUUUAUAAAUCGGGAUGGAGAGCGACUUACAACCACAGCCAAAGAAGGGGAGAGUUUGCUAGAAGUGGUAGUCAAUCAAAACUUGGCCAUUGAUGGAUUUGGUGCAUGUGAAGGGACAUUAGCCUGCUCCACCUGUCACCUCAUCUUUGAGAAGGAUACCUUUCAAAAGCUGGAUGCCAUCUCAGAUGAAGAGAUGGACAUGCUGGACUUGGCAUAUGGACUCACUGAGACAUCUCGCCUUGGUUGCCAGGUGCGCAUUAAGAAGUCGAUGGAUGGUCUGACAGUGCAGGUCCCCAUGGAGGUAUCAGACAUCAGGAGGCAGCUGGAGGUCGGAAAGCAAAGCAAACAGUAACUGGAAACGACUCCUGCCCAACCCACUUCCUUUAGCUUUUUGGUCUCUAGCAUCAAAACUAUGCAGCGUCUCAGUGUCAGAUUGCAUCUGAACAACCAGACACCAGGUGGAGCUCGCUCUACAUCAGCGACUCGUGAAACAGCAAGCAGAAGGGAAGAGGAUGCGACUUGAACCUGAAUUUCCUUGACUUCGUUUUAUUUCUGUUCUUUCCUCAAUCUCUUACACUGAGUCAUGACUAGCUCUGUAUUGGAAGGCUCAGAGCAGUUAUCCAUGUUUGAUUUCAGCUGCUACCUCCAUACCUUUCCCUAGGGCAGGAGUAAUGUUGACAUGAGUUCUGCCACUCUAAGCGUAGUCCAGUGUCAGUGUGGGGCUCACAGGUGAAGAGUGACAUCCUGUAUAUCCCCAGGUACAAACUUUGGUUUCCUCUCUGGUCCAUUCACUGUGCAAAAAUCCAUACAAAGUUUUAUGCUGGGAGACUAAGACAAGGGUUUACAAUGGGGGUAUUUUUCUGGUGCUGAACACUUGCUUGUGACUUACCAUAGGUUGUAAAAGAGGUUAAAUGAAAGCAGUGAAGCCACCAGUUUCAGUACCACUUCAUGUCUCCCUGAUUCUGCCACUAUCCAUUUGCAAAGCAGAGAUGAUUUGUGGCUUUGCAGUCCCUCUCAUCAGUCACCUCCUGGUUGUAAGCCCAAAGCUGGACCCCAGUUUGCAGCUGAAAGAUGUCACUUCCCUGCACAGAGGCAUUGAAGCCAUGUGCUGUUGGGGGGGCAAGUGAGGCACUAGCUGCUGGCUUAAAAUGGCUGAGUGGCUGUCACAUUCCUCUUCAGAGCAUUGUUGCCCUUCAAAGAAAAGGUUUCUAGGGCAUGUUGCUUUGAAAUGCAGGUAGCAAAAAUAGCCUAUGCUUCCCUUGCAAGUCUAACACUCAAAGUUGCCAUAGGGUACAGGUGAGUAUGCUGCACAAAGGGGCUAUCUGCAAAGGAUGAGGGUAGAAUCGCUUCUGAACUUCUCUGGAUACCUGGCUUUCCUGACUCUAUUGGGAUAUAAGAAGUGGAAUUAAGACAGUUAAAAUAGACAACUGUAGUUGCCCUUAGGCACUUCUAUCAGUUUCGGUCAGCCUGAGGGAUAAGGGAACAAAUUAUACAUGCCAAACAGAAAUGAAGAGGCUGAAGUGCAUGACUCGUCUUCUCAAGGCAAAUGAGCUGGACUUGCUUGGCCUAUCAAGGCAGAAUGCUGCAGACACUGUGCUGUAGUCAGUGUCAGGCUCAAUGUGCCCUCCCUGACCUGGAAGUAUUCACAUCCAUUUAAACCUCCCUGAAGAAGACCAACACAGUACUUUAACUCUGGUUAAAGCCUUCUGUGAGCUACUUUGUUAAAACAGCAGUAAUGUUAUCUAUUGCCUUCUCCUUGAUGCAGUGUGGGUAGGUGUAUUCCCCUGGAGGGGAGCUCAAAUAAUGAGGGCAAGAGAAGCCAGGGAGCUGGGAGAGGGUUCCUUGUGAGCAAGACCCAGUCUCACAGCUUGAGUGGGAUGCAUGUGCAUGUAUCAUGGCAUGGUUUGGUUCAUGGCAUGGUUGCAAGCACGACCACCCAAGCACAGAAGAGAGGGAAAGUAGGAGCAAAGAGGGAACAAAAGGCAAUUGCCACAUCACAAGCAAACUGUCUCUUUUUAUUGAAAUAGUUACAACCAUAGCUCUUGAAAAAAAACUGAAUGCCUCUGUAGUGUUUUGUGAGUGCACAGAAAUGAUGGCAGGUGGUUUGUACUACAAGUAUAUAUACCGUUCAUCAUCAACAAGGGCCACCAAGGUGAGCUGGGACAGAGAAUGCCACAUCUGAGAAUUAAACACUAAGCAGGACAAAUCAUUUUCUAUACACCUUAUAAAGUGGACUUGGGGCUCCUUCAAUCCCUAGAGGAAUGUGGUGUGAACUUUGAGUCCUGGGCCAGCUAACAGGCCCUGACUGUCACUGGCACCUGGAAGAUACUUACUGGAUCAUUUUACAAAGGUAAUGUCCCCUCUGUGCAAGGGCUGAACCACAGCUGAUGCCAAGCAAUCCCAGGCAUGGCCAUGGCAUAUACUUGGCAACCUGCACGGGGCACUUACUCCACAAGGAUAGCCAUUUGAUCACUAAGAUUCAUGUAUUUCUCUUGUCCUUCACCCAUUCACUAGUAACUGAGUAAAAGGGCUGUCUCACUCUGAGAGAAACCACUGUAGAAAACUCUUAGGUAACUUUCAAAUGAAACAUACUGAACAUUUUAACCUUUGAGACUUUUCCCAUCAUUUUCUUAAUACCAGUCAAGCUAACGUGGUGCUCUUAGCGUCUUCUUAGACAAGUCUUUUUUGAAGUCCCAUUAAGUCCCAUCAUGGCAAAAGCCAUUCUGAGCAUUGUCUUGAGUGGAAUCAUGGGGAUGCUCCAGGAGUUUACUGGCUGCAUUUCUUUAGUGGUAAAAUAUAAACAGGCUUCUUAACACAUCCCUGCCUGUCACUUUUCCGUAUUUAAUUCUGCUGGAGUGCCAUGGGCUAUGGUCUUUGAUGUGUGGGAUCUCACUACUCUGACAUCAGCUGCUGCCAAAACCUGGACAGUUAGCCUAUAGAGUGUCUGUCAGCUUCCUGGCUGGAUGGGACUUUGCUGCAGCAUCCACUUAACAACAUUCUUGACUACUUCCACAACUCCUUAACUUCAUGCUAAAGCCAAAUACUGCUCAAGUCCUUCCCAGAAUGACUAGGGAUUUGAUUAGGAGUCCCAUUCACUGCUGUCCUCUGGAAAGGGCUGUCUGAAAUGUCACCAUCAUUCACAGAAAAAUGUCACCUUUUACUGAGACUGAAAGGACCAUCUGCUCCCAGAGAAUACCAUAGAACACAGACAUUCUUAGCCCUUCUGAAGUGACAGAACUUCACUGAUGUUCUUUGUAGUAACUGUGCCCUUUAUAGUAACUGUGGCUCUGUCAAAUGCUAGCUUUGGAGGAGGUAUGACAAGAGAGAAUCAAUAUAAACUUGGGAAAAAAAAAAAAACAAAA